CAAAACUCCGGGAUAGUUUCCGGCUGGUCGGCCAACAACAUAAAGUCACACAGUAUUUGGAAGUGGGGGCAUGUGUGACGUCAGAGCUGCCUUCAUCUCCCUCGAUGUCCAAGACUCCCCAUGGAUGACCUGACCCGAGCCCUCUCGGCCAGCUUCGCUGUGUCCAAGGAGCCCAACAGUACGGCCGCCCCGCACCCUCGUCUGUCCCAGUACAAGCGCAAGUACAGCGUGUUGGAGCAAAGUGAGCGGCGCCGGCGCUUCCUUGAACUGCAGAAAAUCAAAAGAUUAAACUACGUCAAUCAUGUGCGGCGACUGGCCAACGGCGACUGGGCGGGCUCGGACAGCGAUGGGGAGCAGGACAUGGAGAACCAGCAGCAGGAGAAGGAGGGGAAAGGCGAGCAAGAUGUCAAAGCAGAUGAAGAGGAGAUGGAGAUUGAGAGACGAAAGCUGCCAAAGCAUUACGCUAACCAGCUGAUGCUGUCAGAGUGGCUGGUGGAUGUCCCGGCAGAGCUGGACUCUGAUUGGCUGAUGGUGGUCUGUCCCGUGGGGAAAAGAUCCCUCAUCGUUGCCUCCAAGGGUUCCACUGCGGCGUACACGAAAAGCGGCUACUGUGUGAACCGCUUCCCCUCCCUGCUGCCUGGUGGGAACCGCCACAACUCGGCCAUGGGAAAAGAUUACACCAUCCUGGACUGUAUUUACAGCGAGGUGGACAGGACCUUCUACAUGCUGGACGUCAUGUGCUGGAGAGGCCACCCGGUCUACGACUGCCCGACCGAUUUCCGCUUCUACUGGCUGCAGUCCAAAGUCCAGGAGACGGAGGGCCUGUCGGAGAUCGCCAAACGGAACCCUUUCCGCUUCGUGAGCCUCCACAGCACAGACUGCACGGCUUCAUCCAUCCAGAAAGCUUUGGCGGCCGACUACAGCUUCAGCGUGGACGGUCUUCUCUUCUACCACCGCCAGACUCACUACACCCCUGGCAGCACGCCGCUGGUGGGCUGGCUCCGCCCCUACAUGGUCGGCGACAUCCUGGGCAUAGAGGUCCCCGGCGGGCCGCUCACCGCCAAGCCGGAGUACGCCGGCCACCAGCUCCAGCAGAUCCUGGAGCACAAGAAAACCUCCAGCCAGGUGCGGCCGGCCAGUCGAGGCGGGGGCUACGAGCUGGAGCACCUGUCCACGCCCGACCGGGAACACGACCACGCCCCCGACUGCUUCAACCACAAACCCAUCCAGGAGGCGCAGAUGGAGAACUGAGAGGCGACACGUGCUAGUGAUGAUUUUAACCAGGCAUCACCCAGGACAGCCUUUGAGUGCAUCAUCAUGUUUAUAUAAAAAAAAGACAUUUAGUCAUGUACAACAUAUUUGCAUUAUAGAAUAUUAAAUAACUAACUUUUUCCAGCUUGUCAGCAAAAAAGAAUUCAAAGCCUGUCACAGAUUAGCACCAGAGUCACCAAUGGAGUUGGUUGUGGACUUUUACAAUUAAGUUUUUUUUUUUUUAAAUCUAGUUCUAAUAAAUGCUUUUUUAAAGGUU
Entelurus aequoreus (snake pipefish) is the source of this 1528-nucleotide messenger RNA. RefSeq names its product snurportin 1 (gene snupn). The transcript has 9 exons. Lineage: Eukaryota; Metazoa; Chordata; Actinopteri; Syngnathiformes; Syngnathidae. The record is from RefSeq and is a predicted model, not a curated record. Gene Ontology annotation, biological process: snRNA import into nucleus; protein import into nucleus. Gene Ontology annotation, cellular component: cytoplasm; nucleus. Gene Ontology annotation, molecular function: nuclear import signal receptor activity; protein binding. The coding region runs from base 121 to 1251 and encodes 376 amino acids.